Molecule: messenger RNA, 978 nt
Organism: Pistacia vera
Lineage: Eukaryota; Viridiplantae; Streptophyta; Magnoliopsida; Sapindales; Anacardiaceae
Product: 2-hydroxyisoflavanone dehydratase-like
Exons: 1
Coding region: 1-978 (325 amino acids)
Molecular function (GO): hydrolase activity
Source: RefSeq, a predicted model, not a curated record
AUGGGUUCUGUUGCCAAGGAAAUUGCUUCAGAGUUGCUUCCUUUUCUCCGGGUUUACAAAGAUGGUUCGGUUCACCGGUUAAAUGGCUCCACCAAUGUCCCACCAUCGCUUCAGGACCCAGAAACUGGAGUCUCAUCCAAAGACAUUACCAUUUCUGAAAAUCCCCACAUCUCAGCUAGAGUUUACGUUCCAAAACUUACCCAAUUACCCAACCAAAAACUCCCCGUUUUGGUCUAUACUCAUGGUGGAGGCUUCUGCUUCGAAUCUGCCUUCUCUUUGGUUGAAACUAAGUUAAUGAACAGCUUAGUUUCUGAAGCCAAAGUUGUUGCAAUAUCAGUAGAGUACAGGUUAGCUCCUGAAAUUCCUAUCCCUCUUCUUUAUGAAGAUUGCUGGACUGCCCUGAAAUGGAUUGCAUCACAUUCAGCUGAUAACAGUGGCGACAAUAAGGAGCCGUGGUUGACGACUUAUGGCGACUUUGAACGAGUUUUUAUAGGCGGAGAUAAUGCAGGAGCCAACAUUACGCAUAAUAUACUGAUGCGAGCUGGGAAAGAGAGCUUGCCUGGUGGUGUAAAGAUUGUUGGAGCUUUUCUGACUCACCCAUACUUUUGGGGUUCCAAGCCCAUUGGGUCAGAGAUCGGAGGCCCGGAACGUGAGAAGCUUGUGCCUUAUGUAGUUUGGAAUUUUUUAUAUCCAACAGCGCCCGGCGGUAUCGAUAAUCCGAUGAUAAAUUUUGUUGCCCCAGAAGCGCCAAGCUUGGCUCAACUAGGUUGUUCUCGGUUGCUGGUGAGUGUUGCCCAAUUGGAUGUGCUGAGGGACAGAGGUGUUUUAUACUAUAAUGCAGUGAAGGAAAGUGGCUGGAAAGGAGAGGUGGAGCUUGUUGAAGUGGAGGGAGAAGACCAUGCCUUUCAUAUUUUGAAUUAUGAGACUGAAAAUGCUAAGAAAAUCAUCAAACGUUUGGCUUUAUUUCUUCUCAAGUAG